CAUGGCGGAGUCUUCCAGUACGCGUAGCGCCUCGCCAGCAGACAACGCAAGACCCGACCCUGGGAAUAAAAAAACGCGCAGUCCCGUAGGUUUGAAGAUUAUUUUAUUGCAGCGAGGUAGGGCAGUUCAUUGAAUUUCUCCAUGAAUGUACGUCACAAUGAUGAUGACAGACCAGAUUCCACUGGACUUGGCUCCGCCCCCCCACCUCAACGGGGAGGUCCCUCUCAUGCCUCACAUGGUUAAUGGUGAGGCAGCACAACAGGUGAUCCUGGUGCAGGUGAACCCUGGAGAGACGUUCACCAUCCGAGCAGAGGAUGGCUCACUACAGUGCAUCCAGGGUCCUGCUGAGGUUCCCAUGAUGUCCCCAAAUGGGUCUAUCCCCCCCAUCCACGUACCCCCAGGAUACAUCUCGCAGGUGCUGGAGGAUACCACAGGUGUUCGCCGGGUGGUGGUGACUCCCCAGUCUCCAGAGUGCUACCCUCCCUCCUACUCUCCAGCCCUCUCCCCCACACACCACCUGCCACCAUACCUGACACACCCUCACUUCAUCCCCAAUUCGUUCUACCCCCCUGUCAGCCCAGGAGAGUUGCCUCCUCACCAGUACUACCAGCACCACAUUCCCCCCAUGUAUGGCGAUCCAGAAAUCAUUCCACUUUAUGGGAUACCAAACUAUAUAGGCAGAGAGGAUACGUACAAUAAGCCGCAGCCAAAAAAGAUAAAAGAACAGAGACAACUAGAGCGACAGAACCGACUUAACUCGCCACCUUCCACUCUCUACAAGGGCAGUCAGGGGUCGGCACACAACGGAUACAGUAACAAAUCACACGCCCCGUCGCUGGGGUCAGUGGGAUCGGGGGGAGGAGUCAGUAGUCCAGGAGGGAAGAAGCCAGAGAGGCGACUCCGCAGCAGUCCACGAAACAGUGAACCAGAGACACACACACAAGAUCAUGAUUCAGAGGGUAAACGUGUUCAAGACUUGCUGUCUACAAUCGACAAACCACAGGUGUCCAGUGUGCAGGCACGGACCGCACAGCUGUCUUGGGCACCCCCGGCAGGGCUGGUGAACAGGCAUAGUAACGGGAUGCCCGUGUCCUGCUCUUACGAAGUCUCUCUCUCAGAUAAGGGACGAGAUGGAAAGUAUCGCCUCGUGUACAGUGGUGAAGAAUUGGAGUACCAUCUGAAGGACCUAAGGCCAGCGACAGACUACCACGUACGGGUGUCAGCGAUGUACAACUCGGUUCGGGGCUCGUGUUCAGAGGCUGGCUCGUUCACCACACACUGCAGCGUCCCCGAUGCCCCGUUACCCCCGAAACUCUCCCACCGCUCCAAGAGCACCCUUACCAUACAGUGGAAGCCCCAGGGCGACAACGGAUCCAAAAUCACAAACUACCUGCUCGAGUGGGAUGAGGGAAAGAAGAACAGUGUUUUCAGAGAAUAUUACUUUGGGAGCCAGAGACAUUGUAAGCUGACACGACUGUUCCCUGCCUGUGGUUACACGUUUAGGGUGGCCGCUCACAACGACAUCGGCAGAAGUGGCUUCAGCACAGAGGUGGUCUUUUAUACCAUGGGCACGCUGCCUGCUCUGCCUCUGGCGCCACGGCUGGUCAGGGCAGGGGUGUCCUGGGUGACCCUGGAGUGGGGGCGUCCUGAGGGCAGUCCAAGCGAGGAGCAGCUCAAAUACACACUUGAGAUCCAGGAGGACAACAGCGGAACAGACUUUCAUCCAAAGUACACUGGAGAAAACUUGACCUGUACUGUACAAGGCCUGAAGAGGAGUACACAGUAUAAAUUCAGGCUCAUAGCAUCGAACCUGGAGGGAAGUUCAGACAAACCAGGCGCUCCAUCCACACCUUGUGUCACCGCAACAACGCCCUAUGGAUUCACCGUGACAUGGGAUCCUCCACAGGACAACGGGGGCUCAGAGGCUCUCACGUACCUGCUAGAGAUCUCAGAGGAAUGCUCCGAAGUGAGCCAGUGGGAGGUAGCAUACAGCGGUCCAGCAACAGAAUGCAUGUGCGAGCGCUUGACACCCGGGACCUUGUACCGCCUACGUGUGUGUAGCAUCACCACCGGAGGACACAGCCCAUGCACCGUUAGUGUUCCAGUUCGUACAUCAAGUGUCCCGCCGGGGCCCUGCCAGCCGCCAAGGAUUGUGGGUAAAACCAAACACAAGGAAGUGCAGUUAGAAUGGGACUCCCCUGUCUCUGAGGGAGUGUGUGAGGAGUGUGUGUUCAGUCUGGAGAUGAGCGAGGGAGACACCAAGGCAGCAGAGGUGUACCAUGGGUCGGAGCUGCAAUGCACAGUUGGUAGUCUGCUUCCUGGUGCCACGUACAGCUUCAGACUGCGGGCUGCCAAUGAAGCUGGGUUCGGAGCCUACUCUGAGCCAACAGAGGUGACGACUGCAGCAGGCCCACCUGGCCAGUGCGGGGCGCCACUCAUCAGUCUCACCAGCAACACCUGUGUAACGAUUAACUGGGAGAGUCCUGAGGGGUCGGGUACAGACAUCUCUGAAUAUCGUUUGGAGUGGGCGAGGGAAGACGAACCCAUGGAGCUCAUCUACUGUGGGUCUGCCACGCAGUGUGAGCUGUCGGAUCUGAUGCCUGCCACAGACUACUGCUACAGACUACAGGCAGUGAAUCAGGCUGGCGCUGGUCCUUACAGCGAGCAAGUGAGUUUCAGGACCCCAGCGUCAGUUCCUGACCAGGUGUCAUCCCUCACCCUCCUGGAGCUCCCAGCCUCCUCGGAGUCAGGUCACUCCCCGUGUACCUGCCUUUUUCUAAAGUGGGAUGAGCCAAACAGCAAUGGGGCAGAGAUCACCUCUUAUAUCAUCACCCUGGAUGACAUGAGCAUGACUGUGGAAUCAGGGACAAGUCACUUUGUUACGGGCCUGCAACCAGACAGCGAAUACAGUGUACGGAUCCAGGCGGUGAAUGGCAUUGGCGCCGGUCCCAUGAGCCCACAUCUGCUGGCGUGGACACGCCCCCUCCCUCCUGCACCGCCUCCUCUCGAAUGCUCAGCAGCCGGCCCUCAGAGCCUGAAGCUGAAGUGGGGUGAAAACGCCAGCCACACAAGAGCCCUGCUCGCUGAUGACGUGGUCUACACACUACAGAUGGAGGAUAAGAACCACAGGUUUGUGACGAUCUACCGCGGCCCCAGCCACACCUAUAAGGUUCAGCGAUUGACCGAGUCCAGCAGCUACAGUUUUAGAAUACAGGCCAUCAAGGAUGCUGGGGAGGGUCCAUUCUCUGACACACACACUUUCUGCACAACCAAGUCUGUACCCCCUGCCCUCAAAGCUCCCAGAGUGCACCAGCUGGAGGGCAACAUGUGUGAGAUCACAUGGGAGACUAUCCCACCAAUGAGAGGGGAUCCUGUGAGCUACGUGCUUCAGGUGCUGGUAGGACGCGAGACAGAGUACAAACAGGUUUAUAAGGGGGAAGAGGGUGUGUUCCAAAUCUCUGCUCUCCAGGGCAACACAGACUAUCGUUUCCGCGUGGGCGCCUGCCGCCGUUGCCAGGAUACGUGCCAGGAACUUUGCGGACCACUGAGCCCCUCCUCCUUGUUCACACUGCGUCGCCAGGAGACGGCAUCAUCGGGAGAGCUGUGCGCCAUGGAAACAGGCAAAGGGGCGGGCCUAAUCUCAAGCGAUGAGCGCUUCGCAGCACUGAUUGUGUGCAUGUUUGCGGGCUUCUCCAUCCUCAUGGCCUGUUUGCUACAGUACUUCUUCAUGAAGUGAGGGAAUUUUAACUAUAGGAUAGAAACAGAAAGUAAAAUCACAAAAACUUUAAACGCACGUCUAUGAAAGAGCGAAUGAAAUCAAAACAAACACUUGAUCUACUUUUAAGGCUUUUUUUUUUUUUGAAGUAUUGGUUCAGGUGUUCCUCACCUUGUUCCUGUUGGCUUCUACCUUCACUUAGUUUGGCCUCUUUUCUCUCUACGUCUCUGUUGUCUUUGUAUCAUCGUCUGUCUCACUUGUUAAAGAUUUCUGUCGAGGGAAGCUGGACCUCGGUUGGGAAAGAAAACUGAUAAUCAAGCCUUAAGAUAGCUGUGAGCAAAGCAGUUGCUCUUCAGACUGACUUGCAUGUUUUUUAAUUUGUAUCUUUUUUUUUUUAACAUAUUCGAUAAGAAAACGUGUAUAUUUCUUGAUGGUCAUUGACUUUUUUUGUUUUUCAGUGUUUAAUUUUUUUUUUUCUUUUGUGUUAUGGUGCAGACUUUAUCCAUUCAGCCAUAUUCCAACGUAGGCCUUAAAAGCUUUAGCCGUUCAUACCUUAUUAUUCAGUUUGUUACUCCUCAACAGGUUGUCGGUCAGUUCAUGCUGUCUGCGCCUGCUCUCACAUACAGACUGACAAAGACACACACAUACACGUACAGAAUUUUUGUACAUAUACAUGCACACUCUUACAGUUACGCACGUGCAAUGACAAUGAAAAACACAUUUCAUCCUAAGAAGUCUAUCGCAUAUCUUCUCAGCUUUUAACAUUCAAUCCCUCACUCAUUCAUUUACCAAAGUGAUGCAAUCUGUGUGGUGUAAGAUGCUGCUAUCCUGUGAUUUUACUAUAUCUAAGAAAGAACGGGAAACCAGUUCAAAUAUAUAUGAUGCUAUAGAAGUGAUGUAAUAUAAGUGAUGGCGAUGUAAAGUCUGAAAUACAGUGUGAGCGAUUCAACUCUAGGUGCUCACAAAAGCGGCUCUGAGAUCAGUUCAUUAGCUCCUGGUUGAAGGAACCUUUAAACACUGGUCUUGGAUCAGAGUAUAAACUGGCUUUAGCAUUCAGGAAGCCAGGCCUGGAUCAUGAUUUGGUGCAACUUACUGGGAAAGGUCUGGGUUGAGCAUGCAAGAGGCCCCUCAGCCAGUCCUACCGUAUUCUACCAUCUCAAACACCAUUGCUCCAGUCUGUUUAUCUGUAGCUGUAGCAGCAUUAUGUCCUUAGUGUCACAAAAACAGAAGUGCUAACAGCCUGCCAGCUAGCCACCCUUCUCAGAGCUGUGUGUGUGUUUACCAGGAAAGCCAUUAGGAGUUGGCUUGGGCUUUACCCCCUUGAAAUUUAGCCAUUUGCCAGCCAGAGCAGUGCUGAAGCUGUAGUUUCUCCUCCCAGCUAAUCUGUGAAUCGAUACAUUUGAAGACUCUUCUCCUCUUUUCUCUUCUCCUGCCCAUAAUUACCUUUAAUUACCUUUUUGCUCUGGCUGCUUCUCUCUUGUUUUGGAUCCACCCCCCACCCCCACCCCGUUUAAAAGGUGCUUUAUUGACAUGUAAUCAGAGCAGUAGCAAAUCUGUGGUCUCUCCUCAGAUGGACAUGUUUUUUGGGGACAUGAACUAAUGUUCACUAACCAAACAAGCCUUUGACAGAACACAGUUCAGCAGAACAGGGCAUUCUGACACAUGUAACAUGAGGCUGACCUCCCCCCUUGCCUCCUGAACCCCUUUUUACCCCCAACCCGGAAAACAAAGCCAAGGUACAGCCUGAUGAUCCAUAGAGGUCACCCUGACCUACACAAUUAAUGUGUGACAUGUCCUCUUUUGUCAGGUGGGGUGUGAGAGAGGAGGGAUUGGGGGUGGGGGGGAUGAUUAGCUCUGAUUGGCAGCCUGUAACGUACCUCAGGGACAAGGCCUUACAGAGGGGAGAUCUGAUCCUGUCAUCCCAAAUGCUGUCAUCAUCAUAGUGUCCUCUCCCCCAUUUCCUCUCUGUCUUCUUCCUUCCUUUUCUUUCAUUUUUGAUGCUGUAUCUUGUCCUCUGUUUAUGCUGUGCCUUGCUCCUGUAUGUGUCAGUAAGCAAAGUGGUUUACUAGCUCAAGAUACCUUUGCCAAAGUUGAUGAGAAAGUUAGAGUUCUUUUCUAGGUUUUAUUUAUACUAUAUAUUUGCAUACAGUACUUUACAUGCCAGUUACAGUGCAAUCAUCAUUUAUUUAUUGUUUAAAGAUUAAGAGUCAAGUGUAGUUAUAUACUAAUUUUUUCCUUGUAGCAUGUUUUCUUCCAUUUUUUUUAAAUGGAUGUAUGUUAGAUUGUAUGAUUAAGGCCAGCAUUCCAUAUCUCAGUAACCCUUUAAGUAUUUCUCUCGCAGCUGUUGGGAACCUGUAGCUCAUCUGUCCAUACAAUUAUUGCCUUUUCAAUCAUGUAACCAAAUGGCUAUGUACUUUGUUUUUCAUCUCCGGUUUCGGCCACGCACAGCCAAGCAGCUUUUGUAAUGCUUUGAGAGACAUGUAGCCUUAUGGUCAGUUCAAGUUAUUUGUAUCGGGAUAAAUGUUGCUGCCUUUGGCUUUUUUCCUAUUAGUGUUAUAAUGAAGCUUCUGAUAUAUUUUUACUGUUUUAUUGCCAAAGCGCAGGUGUCUUGUGUCCACUAGAUGUUGCGUUUUCGAAGGGAUUCAAUACAGCAUUACAGUUUUACUAUUAAUAUAUUUCAAAACGAAAAAAAAAAAACAUUGAUGUGAUCUGUGAUUAUGCUUCUUUACAUAUUAUCUUUUAUUAUUUUGUUUUGUAAAGCAAAAUGUGCCAUGUUGAAAUGUGUAGCCCCCGUUUGGAGGAGAGUUUUUAACACAACCUGAUUUCACACUGAAAGGGUCUAAAAGGAAAAAAAAAAAGUGGCAAAAACAAUCACAAUGUUUUUAGGCAGAUGACGACAAUAACAUUGAGGAUUCCUUGUUCAGGCUAGUGCUGGUAUAGCGGUAGUGAGUAUUUUGUGUCCAGUAUUUUAAGAUUAAGAGAUGAUAUACAGAGAUAUCUAUAGAGCUAUAGAAUGAGAUGGUAAAUGCAUUAUGACUAACGGAGUUGAAGCACUUUUUUUAUGCCCAGCAAUAGUUGUGAUGAGGUUAAUAUAAGCGAGAGGAGACACACAACUGUCCCUCUGUUUCAAACACUACUGCCGACGCAGUCUGUUACAUUCAUUAGCAUAAUUCUGCCAUUGGCAUCACUGUGACGUUGGCAUUACUGGAGCAUGGUUGUGUGCUUCUCGACCGGCGCCCUGCUCCCUGCAGAAAGCAAACUACAGCAGCGAAGGAAGUAUCGUUCACGGGGGCUAUGGUGCCUUUUCUCACACGUGCUCAUGGUGCGUUUACCUGGCCUGUUGCAUUGUAGUCGACAGGUGAUGUGUGAGGUGUCCUAUCCUUGUACCCCUGAUGUUUUGUAUUGCCCACCCACAGCCCCCUUUUCACACCUUAAUCCCCGAUGGGAGAGGUGAGGUUGAAUUAGUGUUUGGCCAAACGCAGGCCAGUUAUGUUAGUAUUGUAAAGUCUGGGGUUAAUGAAAUGUUAACUGAAAGGCUCUGUAUUUGUGGGCAGGGUACUCCCUUUAUGUGCUUUUUUUUGUUUUCCCCCUUUGUUUCCUUCAAAUGAUCAUGUUAUAGCGCCAACCGUACAGGUCCUGCACAUUUGGUGGGUAUAUUAAGAGUGAGAGACAGUUUUUGCCCAGCAUCCCCACGUCUGUGCCUUCUGAUCAGUUUUUCUUUUUUUUUCCUGAUCAUGUUAUGUGAGAUUUUGACUGAGAUUGGCGAUUUCACAAACGUACAAAGACUCACAGGUAUUCAACUAUUUUUUAAGUGAGACAAAAAGAGAAACAUAUUUUUACCUCACCGUUUUAAAACCAACAUUCCGAUGAAAAAUAAAAGAAAUUCAUACAUUUCUUCUUGUAUUGUAAAUGUUUGACAAUUUCAUAUGCAUUAUAUAAAAGAAACUGCCAUAUCAACUUUAAUGUAUAGAUUUUUGCAAAUACCAUCCUAUGUAUGUAAGACAUAACUGUAUCUGUAGCGUAUAUAUAAUAUAU
Molecule: messenger RNA, 7750 nt
Organism: Monopterus albus (swamp eel)
Lineage: Eukaryota; Metazoa; Chordata; Actinopteri; Synbranchiformes; Synbranchidae
Gene: fndc3ba
Product: fibronectin type III domain containing 3Ba
Molecular function (GO): protein binding
Source: RefSeq, a predicted model, not a curated record